AUGCCGGCUACGCCAGCUGCGCCCGCCGAGCCCCGCGAGGAGAAGCGCAAUGGCACUAACACAAUCGGCGACACGACUCUACUCCAGUCGAAAGAGCAUCGCGACCUGCUCGAUGUGAUCGACCGGCUCCGAUCGCAGGGCCUCAGCCGGUUCGUCGACCUGCCGCAAAUCAUUGUCUGCGGCGAUCAAUCCUCAGGCAAGAGCUCCGCCCUAGAAGCCAUAUCGGGAAUGUCCUUCCCGACAAAAGACAACCUCUGCACGCGCUUUGCGACGGAACUAAUUCUUCGGCGCAGUCCCAAGACCGGCGUGGCCAUCAGCAUCCGCCCGGGAGCGGACCGGACCGAUGAGGAGAAGAAGAAGCUUAAAGCUUUCAAAUACAAGGACACGCUCGAAAAUCUGGAUCUUGGCCGCGUGGUCGAGGAGGCAAAGAGUUCCAUGGGACUUAAUAACGGCAGCAGCGAUCGUGUGUUUAGCGCCGACGUCCUUUGUGUUGAGAUCUCGGGGCCCUCGCAGCCGCAUCUUACCAUGGUAGACCUCCCCGGUCUUUUUCUCGCUGGGAACAAAGACCAAUCCCAGACAGACGCCGCUCUUGUGGAAUCGCUGGUGCUAUCAUACAUGAAGAACCGCCGUACUAUCAUCCUCGCGGUGGUGUCGGCCAAGAGUGACUUUGCCCUCCAGCAAGUCACCAGUCAUGCUCGAAAGCAAGAUCCCGAUGGGACUCGCACCCUGGGCCUCAUUACGAAACCUGACACGCUGGACAAGGGUUCGGAGAGCGAGCGGUAUUAUAUCGAUCUCGCUCAGAACCGUGAUGUGCACUUUCAGUUGGGCUGGCACGUUCUCCGCAACAGGGGCUUUUCCGAGCGCUGCCAGUCUAGUGGUGCUCGCGAUGCUGCCGAAGCAGAGUUUUUCUCGACAGACCCAUGGAAAACCCUCCAGCCCUCCCAAAUGGGCGUCGGCGCGCUCCGCACGCGGCUAAGCAACGUCUUGCGGGGCCAAAUCGUGAGCCAGCUACCCGACGUGCUCGCAGAUAUUGCCAAAGGAAUUGAGGAAAGCAAUCAUACCUUGCAGAAGCUAGGAGACUCCAGGGCUACCCUCCGCGACCAGCGCCAGUACCUUAUCACAAUCGGUUCUGAGUUCAUGAAGCUUGCCAAGGAAGCGGUGGAUGGCGGGUAUACCGAUCCUUUCUUCGAAGACUCUGAUCAUAAGGACCGGCGGUUGCGCGCGGUCAUCCAGAAUACCUUGUCGGACUUUGCUCGAGAUAUGAGGUUGAAAGGUCAUUCGGUCUCCAUCGCGGAGGGAUCUGAACCAUCGAACGGUAAAACUCGUCCCCCGACGAUCAGCCGCGCGGCAUACAUCGAAAAAGUCAAAAAACUCAUGAUGGAGAACCGUGGCCGUGAGCUCCCCGGCACAUACAACCCAAUGUUAGUUGCUCAAAUGUUCAGGGAGCAGUGCCAACCCUGGGAGGCUAUGGUCGACAGUCUUCUUACCCGCACUUUCCACUCCGCUACCCGAGCCGUCGCAGCCAUCCUUUUGCAUGUAGCGGACAAGGAGAGGGCCGCAUCGCUUAGCCGCACCGUCGUUGGACCACUUCUACAACGCAUCCAGCGCGAGCUACGGCAGAAGGCCGAGGAGGUCCUGAGGCCGCACAUCUCGGGACACCCGAUCACGUACAACCACUACUUGACCGACAACGUGCAGCGCGCACAAUCCGACAGGAGGCGGGCGCGGAUGGAGCAGCGCAUGAAAUCCUUUUUCAAGGCCGGCAAGAUUCCCGAUGGCAUCGCCAACCACAAGUUCGACAUGAGCAUGUUGCUCAGUGACCUGGUCGACAACACCGAGCCCGAUAUGGAUACUUACUCGUGCUCCAUGGCUGUUGAUACAAUGGAGGCGUACUACAAGGUCUCUCAAAAAACCCUCAUCGACUCCAUCAGCACGCUUGCCAUCGAGGCUUUCCUAAUGAAGAAGUUGCCGUCCUUGCUCUCGCCCAAGGUCAUAUACGAGCUGCCGGACAGCGUAGUCGAGCGUAUCGCGGCCGAGAGCCCCGAGUCAGUGGCCGAACGGGCCCAGGCUGGUGAGAAACUGGCUGUGCUGGAGGCUGCGCUGUCUGAACUGCGUCGGAUGGGGAUAGAUGGGGACACUGGGGGGUUGGAGGUCGAUGAUGGCCAGGUGUAG
Messenger RNA from Dichotomopilus funicola, 2172 nucleotides. RefSeq lists its product as uncharacterized. Gene Ontology annotation, cellular component: microtubule; cytoplasm; membrane. Bases 1 to 2172 code for a protein of 723 amino acids. Gene Ontology annotation, molecular function: microtubule binding; GTPase activity; GTP binding. The transcript has 2 exons. Lineage: Eukaryota; Fungi; Ascomycota; Sordariomycetes; Sordariales; Chaetomiaceae. The record is from RefSeq and is a predicted model, not a curated record.